UGUGCGCACGCGCAGAUGAGUGUUGGCAGGACGAACUGGAGCAGUGUGACUUUUAAUACCCCAGCUGUAGCACGAGGUUAAGAGCACUAAUACGUGGUUAUAUCCGGCUAAUUGUUGAUACAGAGUGUAGCUUAUGGCUCUCAGAAGGUGUUUGAGGUUUUCAGUUGUUGUCCCGCGGCUGUUAUUGAGUCGCAGCGUCCCGUCCGGGACUUUGUGCAGCCCUGUCAACACCCAUCCUGGCUGCAGAAGUACACACUUGCUGCUCCGCGCGUGCAGUUCAUCGUCUCCAAGGACAGAUGUGAGUUAUGAGCAGCUGAAGCAGCUCCUUGCCACUCGGAAGGCCGUAGUCAUAGAUGUCAGAGAGCCCUGGGAGCUCAGAGAGUACGGCUUCAUACCCGGUUCCAUUAAUGUUCCCUUGGGACAGGUGGACACAGCCUUACAACUCUGUCCAGAUGAGUUCAAGGAAAAGUAUGGUGGAGAGAUGCCCCUGCAGACAGAUAACAUUGUGUUCACCUGUCUGGCUGGGGUCAGGAGCAAGAAUGCACGGGACUUGGCCUUCUCGCUAGGAUACAGAGGUGUUCAGAGUUAUGCAGGUGGGUGGCAAGACUGGGCGAAGAAUGAAGAAAUGACUCAGGGAUAAUGGAACAACUAUUAUUUAAGCUUGUUCUCUAACUGGAACCUAAGAGUGAGUCAAAGUUAGUCUCGUAAAGAGUUUUUUUGGACAUUGUUGCACUUUCUGUUAUUUCUGUUGGAGGGACUGGUUUAAUUUGUUUUACAUCUGUAAAUCCCAAAGAUUAAAACCAGGGAGCUCUAUAGUCAUCAGCAAUCUGAUGCUAAAGUUUUCAAAACUCUUUAUAGUUUUCAGAUUUAGUUGUAUACUAGUAAACCCUGCAACUUCUUAAUAAAAAAUCAUGUAAAAUAUGUAUAUAAAAUUUAGUUUAAGUAUAUAAUAAUGAAUGUUCAAAUAGUGGAUUUAAUCACUUCCUGUGUACAGAAAGUGCUAAAGUUGUUGUUUCCAGACUAACUAUGCAAAUUUACAGUAAAUGCAAAUUAAGUGUCUUUUUAUUGCAUAAUAUCAAUUGUCUCUAAAUUGAUAAAAAUGUUUGUAUUGAUAUAUUAAAAUAUUAAAGAGU
Molecule: messenger RNA, 1133 nt
Organism: Betta splendens (Siamese fighting fish)
Lineage: Eukaryota; Metazoa; Chordata; Actinopteri; Anabantiformes; Osphronemidae
Gene: tstd3
Product: thiosulfate sulfurtransferase like domain containing 3
Exons: 4
Coding region: 134-640 (168 amino acids)
Cellular component (GO): mitochondrion
Molecular function (GO): thiosulfate-cyanide sulfurtransferase activity
Source: RefSeq, a predicted model, not a curated record